CACUCUGCAAUAGGAAGAGAGAAAAGAAUGGAGGUGAAUGAGGGGAGAUGAACGCUUUCCUGUAGACUACCUGAAAAGACAGUGAUUUCUAGGUGGAAGUUGGCAAUGUACAUCUGGGCCAAGUCUUAUCUAGCCAAAUCCUAGAAGUUGGAUUUUUAUGACGUUUUAAGUAAUGCAGUUUGAAGAAGUCUGCCCACAGUAAGUGGUUGGGACUGGGUCAGUAUCAAAGAAAUGUGUUAUUGUACUGACUUUUUACUGUAAGUCUGUUUGGUAUCUCAGCUCUUGAUGCAAAAUCUGGGAAACUGGAGGACCUUUCUUACUUUAAUAAGAGAACUAAGCUUGUAAAGUUUGCUGAAGGUUUGACACAUUGUUCCAGUUACCUAUUUGGUAAGUAUUUGUGUAUUGCUAGAAAUGUAUGGAUUCUUUUUACCAGCUGAAAUAUUUGCAGAGGAUACUUCAUCAUUAAAAAACAGCAUUAUCGUGGAUCCAUUCUCAGCCUCAUCAAAUUGCAGUAGCACAACAUCUGAAAAACAUAACUUGAUUCAAAACAACCUUGAAUCACCGAUGCGACUUUGAGGGGAGGCACCAGCAACAUAAGAUGAUUGCAGUACGGUUUUCACUCCAUGGAAGGUGUGCUCAGUGUUUUGCAGUGCCAUGCAUGUUCUGAUACAUGGCAUACACCUGCACUGGCUCAAUCAGCGGACAAUCGACCAAAACAUGCAGAUGCUGAGAGAAAUGCUUGAAGAAGUUGAAGAAAUAGAGGUCACCUGAUGUGAAGCUUCUAGAUAUCACUUGCUGGCUUCAGAGUGGGUGGAUUCAGCUUCCUUCUGGAUCCUGAGCAAGUCACCUGUGAGAGAUCUUGUUUUCUGCUGGGUGUACAGACAGCAUGGAAGGGGAGAGCAUCUAUGGGGUUGAUUCUGAAGAUGGACCUGGAGCUGAUAUUAUUUCUACAGUUGAGUUCAACCACACUGGAGAACUGCUGGCUACUGGUGACAAGGGGGGUCGGGUUGUUAUAUUCCAAAGGGAACCUGAGAGUAAAAAUGAGCCUUACAGUCAGGGGGAGUACAAUGUUUACAGCACUUUCCAGAGCCAUGAACCUGAAUUUGAUUAUUUGAAGAGCUUGGAGAUAGAAGAAAAAAUAAACAAGAUCAAGUGGUUACCACAGCAAAAUGCAGCUCACUCACUUUUAUCAACAAAUGAUAAAACAAUCAAGUUAUGGAAAAUUACUGAAAGAGAUAAGAGACCAGAGGGGUACAACUUAAAGGAUGAAGAAGGAAAGCUGAAAGAUCUUUCUACAGUAACGUCACUACAGGUGCCUGUAUUGAAACCUAUGGAUUUGAUGGUAGAAGUCACUCCCCGGAGAAUCUUUGCUAAUGGUCACACCUAUCAUGUCAACUCAAUAUCUGUCAACAGUGACUGUGAGACGUACAUGUCAGCGGAUGAUCUCAGGAUUAAUCUCUGGCACUUAGCAAUCACGGAUAGAAGCUUCAACAUUGUAGAUAUAAAGCCAGCCAAUAUGGAGGACCUGACAGAAGUAAUUACAGCCUCUGAGUUUCAUCCCCAUCACUGCAAUCUCUUUGUCUACAGCAGCAGCAAAGGCUCCCUGAGACUCUGUGACAUGAGAGCAUCAGCCCUCUGUGACAAACAUUCCAAGCUUUAUGAAGAACCAGAAGACCCCAGUAAUAGAUCAUUUUUUUCAGAAAUUAUCUCUUCAGUGUCAGAUGUCAAAUUCAGUCACAGCGGUAGAUACAUGCUAACAAGAGAUUACCUCACUGUCAAGGUUUGGGAUCUGAACAUGGAAACAAAGCCUGUAGAAACGUACCAGGUCCACGAUUACCUUAGGAGCAAGUUGUGUUCCCUCUAUGAAAACGACUGCAUCUUUGACAAGUUUGAAUGUGCGUGGAAUGGAUCAGACAGUGUCAUCAUGACAGGUGCAUAUAACAACUUCUUUCGAAUGUUUGACCGUAACACCAAGCGGGAUGUGACCUUGGAGGCAUCCCGCGAGAGCAGCAAACCCCGCGCUAUUCUCAAGCCCCGGAGAGUCUGCGUUGGUGGCAAACGGAGGAAAGAUGACAUCAGUGUCGACAGUUUGGACUUUACUAAGAAGAUCUUGCACACAGCGUGGCACCCGACCGAGAACAUCAUUGCUAUAGCAGCGACAAACAAUCUCUACAUAUUUCAGGAUAAAGUGAACUCAGAAAUGCACUAGGUUUAUCAAUACCCCUCUGUAUCUACAAACCAGCCUCUUGAGAGUUGUAAAAGGAUGUGAUCUUCUCAAAAAUUAGGGCUUCUGUGGUGGGAUUUGUAGGUUGCAUCCUUUCAUCCCUCAGCCUGUAUCAUUACUGGUGGCAAGCCAACUAUUCUCAUCACUGCAACUGUAUGAGUAAAAGGCACGACUGCAAAUCCAGCCCAGUGGUCUGUGUCGGUUCCUUAAUCCCACAGGGGCACUUACACAGCUGGAGAGUGUUCUGAGGAGGUCUGGGACUCCUCAGCUCCUGUCAGUGCUUUGAGGGUCUCAGUGGUUCACAGGACCACGUCGUUCUGGUGCACUGCCUGCUUCUGCGGCCCACACUUACCACACUGUUAGAGCUUCUGCUUUAAUCUUUUGAUCAGUAUUUCUUUUUCAGUAACAUUUUUCCAUCUUUCAACUAAGCUGAGCCUGUUUGUGCGCGAACGAAUGAGUAGCCGCAUCCCUUUGGACCACGUGGCACCUUGGAAGGGCCUCCCAAAUUCCUGCUGGUGAGAAGCUGCCCUGUGUCACCUGUCCCAUUCCCUUCUUUGCACUCUUGUAUUAUGUAUUCACAUUACUAACAUUGUGCUUUGGCUUCCUGAGUGAAUAAGCAGCUGGCUGCUGGAGUUACUCAGCCAACUUGUUUCAGGAAGUUCGUUCUUCCUCAAUCUCUUUGCUCUGUUUAAUAUUUAGCAGCUUUCCCCCUAACUGGGCAUUGCUGCUGCUCGGGGACCGGCUGCUCAAACACAGCCCAGCAGAGUUAAUCCAUAAGCCUACGCUGUCGCCUGGGGGGGGAGUUCUGGAAGCCUUGGCUAACAGUGCUGUCCUUGGAGGCAAAUCCUGACUUCAGUGGAAGUAAAGUCACAGCUCUGCUGGCCACUCCAGGAAAUCCCAUGUUUGCUCAGUGCAGAAUGGUUAUUCUUGUCCUGGCAUAUGGGGAAUACAAACAACGCCGUGAUAGCUGUAGCUAUAAGAAGAAUGGUGCUGUGAGAGGUGGCUUUGCUCAGUGAACUGUGAGAUGUCAGCGAGCCCAGUGCUGGGUGAUGUGGGUAUUCCUGGAGAAAGAGGAAAACACAAAGUCCAAACCAAACCUUCUUCCACAUAAACACAUCACUGUGAGAUCUAUAGCUCUUACAGAUCUGUCUUUGCUUUCAAAUGAAUAGGAUGAAAGUACAUGGAAUUAUGUGCUCCAUUUGGGAAGUCCAUGGGAACAGUGUAGUGCUAGGAGAACUUCAAGCACAAGAAAGUUCUGUCUGCCUCCCUAACAGCUCUGGAAGAAAAACUGAUAUCCCAAAGGAUUUCUUCACAAAUCACAAACACGAGAGCACAGCUGAGAUGAUGGCGUUAAUGAGCCCAUAUUAAACUCCUCAGAAAAAAAAACAA
This is a messenger RNA of Tympanuchus pallidicinctus (lesser prairie-chicken), 3613 nucleotides long. It is a transcript of the gene PPP2R2C, whose product is annotated as protein phosphatase 2 regulatory subunit Bgamma. The record is from RefSeq and is a predicted model, not a curated record. The coding region runs from base 887 to 2209 and encodes 440 amino acids. The transcript is spliced from 10 exons. Gene Ontology annotation, cellular component: cytosol; protein phosphatase type 2A complex. Gene Ontology annotation, molecular function: protein phosphatase regulator activity; protein binding. NCBI's taxonomy places the organism in Eukaryota, Metazoa, Chordata, Aves, Galliformes, Phasianidae. Gene Ontology annotation, biological process: peptidyl-serine dephosphorylation.